AUGUCUUCCGGAGAAAGUAUGGAGGCUCGGUUUGGAAAAAUCGACGCCAUGUUGAAGGACCCCAAGUCGGAGAUAAACACGGACUGUCUUCUGGACGGCCUGGACGCCCUGGUGUACGACCUGGACUUUCCUGCCCUAAGGAAAAACAAGAGCAUUGACAAUUUCUUGAAUAGAUAUAAAGAUACCAUUAGUAAAAUCCGUGACUUGCGGAUGAAAGCAGAAGACUAUGAAGUUGUCAAAGUUAUUGGCAGAGGUGCAUUUGGAGAGGUUCAGCUGGUGAGGCACAAAGCCACUUCCAAAGUGUACGCUAUGAAACUUCUGAGCAAGUUUGAGAUGAUCAAACGAUCGGACUCGGCUUUCUUUUGGGAGGAGAGAGACAUCAUGGCUUUUGCCAACAGCUCCUGGGUGGUGCAGCUUUUCUUUGCAUUCCAAGACGACCGCUACCUCUAUAUGGUAAUGGAAUACAUGCCCGGUGGCGACUUGGUCAAUUUGAUGAGCAAUUAUGACGUCCCGGAAAAGUGGGCUCGCUUUUACACAGCUGAAGUUGUUCUGGCACUUGAUGGAAUCCAUGCCAUGGGCUUCAUUCACAGGGAUGUGAAACCUGACAACAUGUUGCUUGACAAAGCAGGUCACUUAAAACUGGCAGAUUUUGGCACCUGCAUGAAAAUGAACAAGGAUGGUAUGGUACGAUGUGACACAGCGGUGGGAACGCCAGACUACAUUUCACCAGAGGUACUGAAAUCCCAAGGAGGAGACGGUUAUUAUGGCAGGGAGUGCGACUGGUGGUCGGUGGGAGUUUUCCUAUUCGAAAUGCUAGUUGGCGACACGCCAUUUUACGCUGACUCUUUGGUCGGCACCUACAGCAAAAUCAUGAACCACAAGAACGCACUGACCUUUCCCGAUGACAGCGACAUCUCCAAUGAUGCCAAGAACCUCAUCUGUGCCUUUCUGACAGACAGGGAGGUCCGCCUGGGCAGGAAUGGUGUGGAUGAGAUCAAGAGGCACCCUUUCUUUAAGAAUGAUCAGUGGACGUGGGAGAACAUCAGAGAGACGGCUGCCCCGGUGGUGCCCGAGCUGAGCAGUGAUGUUGACACUAGUAACUUUGAUGAUAUUGAAGAGGACCGUGGCGAAGAAGAGACAUUUCCAAUACCAAAGGCCUUUGUCGGCAACCAACUGCCCUUCGUGGGCUUCACCUACUACAGUAAUCAACAUCCUUUGCGCAGCUCCACCUCCGCCUCAAAGACAAGUGACAAACGUAGCAGCUCCACAAAGGAGGACAAAAGUCAUUUGGAAAAUCUGCAGAAAAGAGUCUACCAAUUGGAGGAGCAGCUCCACAGUGAGAUGCAGCUAAAGGAUGAGUUGGAACAGAAAUGCAGGACUUCAAACACCAAGAUUGAAAAGAUCAUGAAAGAACUGGAUGAGGAGGCUAACUUGAGAAAAAGUGUGGAGGCUAGCAUGUCUCUGCUAGAGAAGGACAAGAUCAUGCUUCAGCACCGAUUUACAGAGUACCAAAGAAAAGCUGACCAGGAGGCCGAGAAACGACGGAAUUUGGAGAACGAAGUAUCGACUCUGAAGGAGCAACUUGAAGACAUGAGGAAGAUCAGCCAGAACUCGCAGGCCUCGAAUGACAAGAUUGCGCAGCUCCAGAAUCAGUUGGAGGAGGCUAAUGACUUACUGCGUGCCGAGUCGGACACGGCGGCGAGACUACGGAAAAACCAUACAGAGGUGGCCAAAUCCAUGAGCCAACUGGAGAGCUUGAACCGAGAACUGCAGGAGCGAAGCCGCGCUGCUGAUGGAGAGAAGGCCCAGCUGGAAAAGGAGCUCCUGCUACUCCAGAGCACUUUGGACUCGGAGAGGAGGAACUACAGCCAAGACUCUGAGGAAAUUCGUGAGCUGCAAGCGAGGAUGUUGGGGCUGCAGGAGGACAACAAAAACUUGAAGCUCACUGUCUCUAAAGUAGAGACUGAACGCAAACAGGCCCAGGAGAGAAGCAAUAACUUGGAGAAGGAUAAGAACAACCUAGAGAUUGACCUGAACUACAAACUGAAGACCCUGCAGCAGCGACUGGAGCAGGAGCAGACUGAGCACCGGGUGACACGAGCACAGUUGACUGACAAAUACGAGUCCAUCGAGGAGGCCAAAUCGGCUGCCAUGAAUGCUGUUCAGGUGAAGAUGUCUGAGGAGAACGGAGCGAGGAUGCGAGCCGAGAGCCGAGUAGUGGAGGUGGAGAAGCAGUGCUCCAUGCUGGAGUUUGACCUCAAGCAGUCGGUGCAGAAGAUGGAGCAGCUGAUGAAGCAGAAGGAAAGGCUGGAGGACGACGUGAAGAAUCUUAGGAUACAGACGGAGCAGGAAUCCAGCAAACGUGUACAGGCACAGAACGAGCUUAAGAGCCGUUUGCAGGAGGUGGACCGUCUUCGGUGUUCGGAGAAGCAACUCAAGCAAGAGAUCAAUGCGGCGCUGGAGAGUAAACGCUCUCUUGAGUUUCAACUUGCGCAGCUGACAAAGCAAUACAGAGGCAAUGAAGGACAGAUGAGGGAACUUCAGGACCAACUUGAGGCUGAACAGUAUUUUUCAACGCUUUAUAAAACUCAGGUGAAAGAGCUCAAAGAGGAAAUAGAGGAAAGGAAUCGGCAGGUACAAGACGCUCAUAAAAAGAUGCAAGAGCUGUGCAGUGAAAGGGAGUCCCUGUCUGCCCAGCUGGAUCUGACAGUGACAAAGGCAGAGUCGGAGCAGCUGGCUAGGGCUCUGCAGGAGGAGCAGUACUUUGAGCUCAGCCAAGAAAACAAGAAGACAGUCACUAGGCAUAAGCAGGAGCUUGUGGAUAAGGAAGCCACUAUUGCACGACUUGAGGAGUCCUGUAAAACUCUGACCAAAGAUGUGGAGAGUCUCGCCAAAGACAAGGCAGAGUUGAGUGAGAGACUUAGUACUCAAGAGGAAGAGUAUGCUGCUCAGAAGGAGGAGAUUACAAAUUCAAUCAAGGCCAACUAUGAGAAGGUCCUCAACACAGAGCGCACACUAAAGACUCAGGCAGUGAACAAGCUGGCGGAGAUCAUGAACCGAAAGGACAUGAAGAUUGACCAGAAGAAGAAGGGCAGCACGGCAGACCUGCGCAAGAAGGAGAAGGAGAACCGUAAACUGCAGCUUGAGCUCAAUCAGGAGAAGGAGAAGUUCAACCACAUGGCCAUCAAGUAUCAGAAGGAGCUAAGUGAAAUGCAGGCUCAACUGGCGGAGGAGUGCACUUACCGCAACGAGCUCCAAAUGCAGUUGGACAGCAAGGAGAGCGACAUCGAGCAACUGCGCGAGAAGCUUAAUGACCUGCAGCAGCGCAUGGACAACUCCAGCAUCACCAGCUUGUUGACUGACGAGACAGACAGCAACAUCGCAGAAUCCAGACUGGAAGGCUGGCUGUCCAUUCCCAACCGCACCAAUAUCAAGCGAUACGGAUGGAAGAAGCAGUAUGUUGUGGUGAGCAGUAAGAAGAUUUUGUUCUACAACGAUGAGCAAGAUAAGGAGCAGUCUAACCCUUCUAUGGUACUAGAUAUCGACAAACUGUUUCAUGUGAGACCAGUAACUCAAGGAGACGUGUACCGAGCGGAGACUGAGGAGAUUCCAAGAAUAUUCCAGAUCCUGUAUGCCAACGAGGGCGAGUGCAGGAAAGAGGCUGACAUGGAGACAGUCCCUCAGGGCGACAAAAACUGCCUGCCGCACAAAGGCCACGAGUUCAUUCCCACUCUGUACCACUUCCCCUCCAACUGCGAGGCAUGCUCCAAACCACUGUGGCACGUCUUCAAGCCACCGCCUGCGCUCGAGUGCCGCCGUUGCCAUGUCAAGUGCCACAAAGACCAUCUGGACAAGAAGGAGGACGUCAUUGCUCCUUGCAAAGUAAACUACGACGUGACCUCGGCCCGAGACAUGCUUUUGCUGGCUCUGACUCAAGAUGAGCAGAAGAAGUGGAUUGGCCAUCUUGGAAAGAAGAUUCCCAAAACUCCACCUACCACGUUUUCGAGAGCUUCGCCUCGCUCCAUGUCCACUCGACCCGGACCUAACCAGUCCUUCCGCAAAAACCCUAAAAGCAAUACAGCGAAACUGAGCCGAGCGCAGUCCAGCCUCCAUGCGGCAGACACAACAUCCAGCACUUGUUGA
Molecule: messenger RNA, 4143 nt
Organism: Nerophis lumbriciformis (worm pipefish)
Lineage: Eukaryota; Metazoa; Chordata; Actinopteri; Syngnathiformes; Syngnathidae
Source: RefSeq, a predicted model, not a curated record